AUGGAUGUGGAGAGUGGUAUUUGUCAGCGAAACGGGGACUCUGGUCCUAGUGAGUUCGGCGUUAAGAUCCCCGAGAGGAUGCUGAAACGGGAACAGGAUAGGCUCGAGGACGUGGAGAGAAAGAAAGAGGAGAAAAAGAGCCAGUCUGUCACGGAGGAGAAGAGUGGGUUAUUCACCGCGACGUUCGGCAGCGAAAGGGCGGCUAUCGAGAAAUUACUGGCUGGCUGCUCCGGGGCUACUGACCGCGCCCUUGCCACCCAAACCUUAGAGGAGGUGACUACUAAAGCACAACAGCUCCAGAAGUUUCUUAACGAUAGCAUGGUGUUUUUACCGCAGUACGAGCUGAGACAGGCACAGAUGGCGCUCCAGAAACUACAGAACUCUCUUGCCGAGAAGAGAGACGAGAUUAUCCCCAAGAAGAAGUUCUCCUUUAGGUCGCGCGCAGCAAAUGCACCCAAAGUAGAUCCACCUGUCGCGAACCCAGCGCCACCUGUAACGCCUAAGGAUUCUGGCCGAACUAAAGUGGACGGAGCCAUAAGCCCCCCAGAGCAGUGCGGCUUCUCCCACUUUGAGUGCCAGGUAAAAGUCCCUAACAUAACAAGUUUAAUUAAGUCAUUUCUCAUGAGAAUGUUUGUCUCUAGUCAAUUGUGGUGUAGAUUAUACCAUUUGCAGGUGUGUAGUUUAAAUGUCUGAUGACCACUUUUUGUUUUUGGCAGGUGCUGACCAAGUCAGGUGAGGAGAUCAAACAACAGGAUGUUCUCCUGACCCACCUGACCAAUUGCAAGGUCAGACUCCUGGGCUCCCCCAGCACCGUCCACAUCAAACACGUCCAGAACUGUGAGAUCUUCUCAGGGCCGGUCUCCAGCUCUGUAUUCGUGGACCACUGCACUGGCAGCACCCUCUCCUUCCCCUGUCAGCAGCUACGGACGCACCACACCACCGACACACAGGUCUAUCUGCACGUCACCAGCCGCGCCAUCAUAGAAGACUGUCAAGGGGUGCGCUUCGCCCCUUUUGCCUGGUCCUACACAGGUCUGGACCAGGACUUUAAGGUGUCUGGUCUGGACCGGGACAGGAACAACUGGAACCAGGUGGAUGAUUUUAACUGGCUGGCCAUAGGGACCCAAUCACCUAACUGGUCUGUCAUCCCAGAAGCUGAGAGAAGAACUGAAUGGGACUCCUAGAGACAUAAAGAAAGGAAGAGCCUUUCAGUCAAACAAAUGAAUAGUGUUUUCUUAUUUUCUAGAUUUUAUGCAGUUGACUUCACAACAACAAUCACUCAGCCCUGAUGGUGACAAAGCCUUAUGCUACUUUGCUUUUCAUAUGAUUUAAUGCUGAUGGGUUAUUUCAUAAUGUCUUGACAGGGUAAUAUUGUCAUGUCGUUCAUGCUGCCUGAAAGCUUUUUAAUAUUUACUCACAGGGAGAAAAGGUUUACGCAUUACUGAUUUCUCACAACCUUACUCUGAGCAGUUCAAUUAGAAUGUUAACAACAGGUAAUGUCACUAACACCGUUUGUUACACGUUCAUUUAAUCAGAAAGGACCACCUUAGUCCUUAGGAAAAAAAUGCAGCACCUUAAUAUGUUUACAAA
Molecule: messenger RNA, 1590 nt
Organism: Coregonus sp. 'balchen'
Lineage: Eukaryota; Metazoa; Chordata; Actinopteri; Salmoniformes; Salmonidae
Source: the annotation of a GenBank genome assembly